AUUUCAUUGCUCUGCCUGCUGCAUGGAAUUAGGCUCACUACCUGCCUUAGCUGGAGAAACUCCUUAGAGAGCCUCCUAGACACUGCUGCCAGGGAGAGAGGAAGGGAGGGGGUCAGCAGCCUCUCUUUUUGGGUGAGGUUUGUAUUGGCAGAAGACAAGGCAUCAAACAGCUGCUUGCACUAGAACAGCCACAGAGAAAGAACUUGGAAAUUGGGAUCAUUUUGUCCCCCAGCUCUGCACUGCAGACUACCAUUUAGAUCUUCAUGGGAAAAGUGUGGAGACAGCAAAUGUACCCUCAGUAUACCACCUUCUAUUACCCUCAGUAUCUGCAAGCUAAGCAACCCAUUGUGCCUGCCCACCCCAUGGCUCCUCCUAGCCCCAGCACAACUGGCAGCAACAACAACAGCAGUAGCAGUAGUAGCAGUUCGGGAUGGGAUCAGCUAAGCAAAACCAACCUCUACAUACGAGGACUGCUUCCAAACACCACAGACCAGGACCUAGUGAAACUGUGUCAGCCAUAUGGUAAAAUCGUGUCCACGAAAGCCAUCUUGGACAAAACGACAAAUAAAUGCAAAGGUUAUGGAUUUGUAGACUUUGACAGCCCUGCAGCUGCUCAGAAAGCUGUUUCUGCUUUGAAGGCUACCGGGGUACAAGCGCAGAUGGCAAAGCAACAAGAGCAAGAUCCAACCAACCUAUACAUAUCCAAUUUGCCCCUCUCAAUGGAUGAGCAAGAAUUGGAGGCCAUGCUGAAACCCUUUGGGCAAGUUAUCUCUACAAGGAUUCUGCGUGAUUCUAGUGGCACUAGCCGUGGUGUUGGGUUUGCAAGGAUGGAAUCUACAGAGAAAUGUGAAGCCGUGAUUACUCAUUUUAAUGGAAAAUUCAUUAAGACACUACCUGGAGUGUCCGCACCUACAGAACCCUUGUUGUGCAAGUUUGCUGACGGAGGACAAAAGAAGAGACAAAAUCAGAACAAAUACGUCCAAAAUGGAAGAGCCUGGCCUAGAGAGGGCGAGGUGAGACUUGCCGGAAUGACACUUACUUACGACCCCACUGCUGCUAUUCAAAAUGGGUAUGUCAGAAGGUUUUACCCUUCGCCAUACAGCAUUGCGACAAACCGAAUGAUAACACAAACGUCAAUUACACCCUACAUUGCCUCACCUGUCUCCACGUACCAGGUGCAAAGUCCCUCUUGGAUGCAGCCGCAGCCUUACAUAAUGCAACAUGCCGGCACUGUUCUAACUCCUUCCAUGGACCACACUAUGUCCCUACAGCCGGCAUCCAUGAUAAGCCCCAUGACGCAGCAAAUGAGUCAUCUGUCGUUAAGCAGCAGUGGAACGUAUAUGCCAGCCACAACAGCUAUGCAAGGAGCUUACAUACCCCAAUACACACACGUUCAGACAGCUGCUGUUUCUGUGGAGGAGCCUAAUGGACAGCAACAAGUAACAGUAGAGACUUCUAGUGACCAUUCUCCAUAUACCUAUCAACAAAACAAGUAACUCUAAGGUGUUUUCAUCACAUGGGGAAAAUAAGGUUCAGAGGCUGAAACAAUCAUGGAAUUUUCUGAACAAUCGUGCUUUAUGAAUUGACCGUUUUGCACAGGUUCUUGGGAAAAAAAAAACAUUAUUUAUAAUGAAAUCAACUCAAACUAUUUUUGCUAUAAGUUCUUUGAGGUGCAUCAAAAAAAAAAAAAAUCCUUCAAUUCAUCUAGUGGCUGUUCCCCUGAACAAGUUUAUUUUAUUACAAAAAAUUUUAUCAAGUUCUUUAACUCGAAAAAGGAAAAAAAAAAAAAAAUAAAGACUUUAGAGUUUAUUUCUGAGUGUGCACAGGUGACCAUUUGGAUGAAUUCAUGUGCAUGACGGAAUAUUUUGUGUUUUUGUUUCGUUUUUUUUUUUCUGACUUUUUUUAUUUUUUUUGUAUGAUUUUCUUUAUUUUGUUUUUACAUAAAAAAAUGUUUUUUAUCUGAAGGUUAACCAUUUCACCAGCAGAGAGGCCAGUGAUGCAUUGUUAGGAAAAACAUUUUUAAAAGCAAGGCAUCACUGAAUCCUCUGCCGUCGAAUUGGCUCCAUUAAAAUAAGGCAUCAUUUGAUGUCUCUGUGCUUGCAGUGUGGGUGUUCCUGUUGUGCAGUGUUGCAAUUGCUGUCUGUUUUUUCUGACUCUUUGUCAUUCUUUCUCAUAGCGUGAAGUGUCUUAUCUUUUUUUUCAAUGAAUUCCAAUUUGCCUUAAAACUUUCAAUGCUGUAGUUUAUUUUAUUAUUUUUAUUUUUAUUUUUUGUUCCCUCAAGUAGUACAGCAGUGUAGAAUGCUUUGACCAAGUAGGCUGGUCACUUAUGCCUUGUAAAACAGCAGCAUAGGGCUUUUAAAGGAUAGUUAAUAAAAUAAAAUAAAAUCUG
Molecule: messenger RNA, 2389 nt
Organism: Pelobates fuscus (common spadefoot toad)
Lineage: Eukaryota; Metazoa; Chordata; Amphibia; Anura; Pelobatidae
Gene: RBMS1
Product: RNA binding motif single stranded interacting protein 1
Exons: 14
Coding region: 264-1496 (410 amino acids)
Biological process (GO): chloroplast rRNA processing
Cellular component (GO): chloroplast thylakoid membrane; ribonucleoprotein complex
Molecular function (GO): mRNA binding
Source: RefSeq, a predicted model, not a curated record